AUGGUGUGCUUCCCAAGAGCUUACCUAAAAUUGGAUCUUGAAGGUUUACUGUAUCAAAAUCCUAACAAAUGGAGCUUAACUUUGCAGACGUACGUUCAACUCACUAUGUUGGAUAUUCACACCAAACCAUCAUUUGGAAGAAUUGGUACGGACGUCUUUACGAUUUACAGUGCAAAGUAUAUCUUUGUAGAAAACUUGUAUCAAAGCUGCAAAAUGCCAGAAAUGGAUAAUGCCAUUUUAACAGAAUGGUUUGAGUGGAUUGUAAAGAACAUCGACACCUCGGUUGAUUUAAUCGUUUAUCUGCAGACCUCUCCGGAAACCUGUUAUGAGAGCCUAAAGAAGAGGUGUAGAGAAGAGGAGAGAGUCAUACCACAGGAAUAUCUGUAUGCAAUUCACAAUCUCCAUGAAGACUGGCUAGUUAAACAGAUGUCCUUCCCAGUGCCAGCACCCGUGCUUGUAAUAGAUGCUAAUAAAGAACUAGAGGAGAUGACUCAACACUAUGAAGAGAAUCGCAGCAGCAUCCUGUCACUAUAAUCCAAUGCAUUGCAACCCUUACCAGAAAAGAGCAUCGGCUACUCUAUUCUAGCAUUCAAUCAAAUGCACCUAGUGGGUACCUAUUUAUUGCAGAGCAGCUUUCUUCAUAUGUGAAGCUGAGGAUUUUCAAACAUACCAUUUCUUCAACAUUUCCAAAUGUUAUGAUGCAUAGAUUUUACUGUUCGUUUUCAAACGUAUUAUUUAUUUCUAUUUUUUUGUUUGUAUUAUUAUACAAUUAACGUUUAAAGUGCCAAAGAACAUUAACUCUACAGCACCUGCAUAAAAAGACCAAAGUACCAGCUCUACAGAUUCUGUCUUUCUAGUGAACUCAGGAACAUACGAUAGAGGGCAUUGACCAAAGAGCUGACCAGGACACACAAAGGGAUAAAUCUAUUAUAGAGGAUUUCUCUUCAACAAUUGAGUUUAUCACCUGCCUACAUCUUGCUAAAAAAGCAGAAACCCGCCACAUCACGGAGAGGUUCAUUUAUCUACGGCAAAGUAUUCAUAAGACAGUAUUAUUGGAUGCAUUUAAGUUGAGUGAACUUAAAACAUUCCGGGAGGCUGCUUAUUUUGACCAUAAGUGUUUAUUUACAUUCUCAUGUGUGUAAACCUAUUUUAGUCCUUCUGCCAUUUUAUAAGACCUCUUUCAUUUUUGGAAAUUGUCAUCUUAAAUAAAUUUGUAUGGAUCAGUUUGUUUUGCUGGAUUAGGCAAUAGAACAUGUUCUGCAGUUAAAUGUUGCCAGAUUACUUUUAAAUACUGUAACACAACCUGGGGCAAGUGCCAGAGCAUUAAAGGGGACCUGUCCCCCCCAAGA
Xenopus laevis (African clawed frog) is the source of this 1349-nucleotide messenger RNA. RefSeq names its product thymidine kinase 2, mitochondrial-like (gene tk2.L). The transcript has 8 exons. The record is from RefSeq and is a predicted model, not a curated record. NCBI's taxonomy places the organism in Eukaryota, Metazoa, Chordata, Amphibia, Anura, Pipidae. Bases 1 to 534 code for a protein of 177 amino acids.